UUCAGGAGUAGCAGGGUGCUCACGAGGUGCAGGCGCAGGCCACACCCAGGGAGGAGCAACUAGUGCCCUGCCUAGGGAUUCAAGCCAGUGGAAAAGCGGCCCCAGGGCCAGACUACAACCCCCAGGCUCCCCUCGCGGCCGCACGUGGUCCCGCAGCCCCUGAAAGAAAAGUGCAACAGCUUGGCUCAGUGGAAACCGCGUCCCCCGUGCAUAGGAGCAACAGGGUGGCUAAAGUGAGCGUGGUGCCAACCGGAGGAGCAAAGGUAGCCCUUCCAGAAGCUCGAUGGCCUUCCCUAAGAAGAAACUCCGAGGUCUUGUUGCUGCCACCCUCACCCCAAUGACCGAGAAUGGAGAAAUCAACUUUCCUGUAAUUGGUCAGUAUGUGGAUUACCUGGUUAAAGAACAGGGCGUGAAGAACAUUUUUGUGAAUGGCACCACGGGAGAAGGCCUGUCCCUGAGUGUCUCUGAGCGUCGCCAGGUGGCAGCGGAAUGGGUGACACAGGGGAGGAACAAGUUGGACCAGGUGGUAAUUCACGUGGGAGCACUAAGCUUGAAGGAGUCACAAGAACUGGCCCAACAUGCAGCAGAAAUUGGAGCUGAUGGCAUUGCUGUCAUUGCACCUUUCUUUUUCAAGUCACAGAGCAAAGAUGCCCUGAUAAGUUUCCUGAGGGAGGUGGCUGCUGCGGCCCCUGCUUUGCCUUUUUAUUACUACCACAUUCCUUCCUUGACGGGGCUGAAAAUUCGUGCAGAAGAGCUGCUUGAUGGGAUUCAGGAGAAGAUCCCCAGCUUUCAAGGACUGAAGUUCAGUGACACGGAUCUCUUAGACUUUGGGCAGUGCGUGGAUCAGAAUCAGCAGCGACAGUUUGCUUUGCUGUUUGGGGUAGAUGAGCAAUUGCUGAGUGGUCUGAUCAUGGGGGCAAAUGGAGCCGUAGGCAGUACCUAUAACUACCUGGGAAAAAAGACAAACCAGAUGCUGGAGGCUUUUGAACAGAAAGACUUCACUUCAGCCCUCAAUUACCAGUUUUGUAUCCAGAGAUUUAUCAACCAUGUGAUCAAACUCGGUUUUGGAGUGUCACAGACCAAAGCCAUCAUGACACUGGUCUCUGGGAUUCCAAUGGGCCCACCCCGGCUUCCUCUGCAGAAAGCCACCCAGGAGUUUACUGCUAAGGCUGAGGCCAAGCUGAAGAGCCUGGACUUCCUUCCUUUCCCUGGUAUAAAGGAAGGGAACGUGGGAGCCUGCAGCUAGGGCCUGUUAAGUCUGGUUAUGUUUACUGAGACUUCACCCAUCUUCAAUAGUACAUUCUCUUCUCAGGGACUUUUUAGAUGAUUUUGAGCUAAUCUUUCUUUUAGCAAAUGGAAUCCCACACUAAUAAAUAUUUAAAUAACAAAUGUGGUUGUUUUGUUUAUCAAGACAGGGAUUCUCUGCAGAGCCCUAGCUGGCCUGGAAUGCACUCUGUUGACCAGGCUGAUCUUGAACUCAGAGACCUGCCUACCUCUGCCUGCCUCUGCCUCCUAAAUUCUGAGAUUAAAGGAAUGUACCAGUACAGUCACCCAGCCUAAAUAUCAAUUAUGAACCUAAAAAUGUUUGCAUUAUAAAAUGUUAGACCCUGAAUUUCUUGUAAACAACUUGUUUUCCUCUGCUCUGAGCAUGAGACCCUAAUGGCAGGCUGGUGGGGCUGCAGUUGAAAGAUACUGAGAGCUGGGGGCGUGGCCAGAGCCCUAUAUAAGCUGCCCCUGAGCACAAUAAAUUGGCAUUCUUGGCAUUUUUAUACCAGAGAUGACCCGGGUCCCCGUGUCACUGUCUGUGUGCGUGUGUUUUUAAGUCUUCAGCUUAGAUCCCAGCUCACGUACCAUCCCAUAGUACAGGUGCUACAAUAAAGAAGUCAUAAGCCAUAAGUUAUUAAUUUCACAAAAUAAUUGUAGAGAAAUAUCUGGUUAUAUAGAUGAAAUGGGACCAAGUGAAAACUGUAAUAAUAAUUACAAUUAUUAAUUAUGUGAAUUCAUAUAAUUACUAUUAUAUUGAAUACUGUAUUAAUUAUAUGAUUGAUUAAUAAAUUUCAUCUGC
Molecule: messenger RNA, 2065 nt
Organism: Chionomys nivalis (European snow vole)
Lineage: Eukaryota; Metazoa; Chordata; Mammalia; Rodentia; Cricetidae
Gene: Npl
Product: N-acetylneuraminate pyruvate lyase
Exons: 12
Coding region: 284-1246 (320 amino acids)
Biological process (GO): N-acetylneuraminate catabolic process
Molecular function (GO): N-acetylneuraminate lyase activity; 4-hydroxy-tetrahydrodipicolinate synthase activity
Source: RefSeq, a predicted model, not a curated record